Molecule: messenger RNA, 3380 nt
Organism: Erpetoichthys calabaricus (reedfish)
Lineage: Eukaryota; Metazoa; Chordata; Cladistia; Polypteriformes; Polypteridae
Product: fas-binding factor 1 homolog
Exons: 28
Coding region: 137-3352 (1071 amino acids)
Biological process (GO): establishment of epithelial cell polarity; cilium assembly
Cellular component (GO): centriole; ciliary basal body; ciliary transition fiber
Source: RefSeq, a predicted model, not a curated record
UUUCUCGCAUUCUCUCUGUUGUGUUUACAGAACUUAACUGCUUCAUGAAGUUAGCAGAGGUUGUUGAUUGUUUUGCUUCUCUGUUCUGGAAAAGAUUGUGCCGGACUGUGCUUCUGCCUCUCGCGGACAUUAGGAUAUGGCCACGAAACAAAGGAGAGGACCGAAAAGCUCCAUUGACGAUUUUCUUGCAAACCUCGUGGAGGAUGCUGAUAUUUCACCAAGCAAAGGCACACGACACAAUGGCCAUUCUGGAAAGGCAGACACUCCGCCGUCAUGGGGUCGGAACAAGUCAGUGGCUGAUGAAGAUUUUUUUAGCAAGCUGGCAGAAGAGGCAGCAAAUGAAGAGGUUUCUGAUGUUUCUGAUGCCGACCCUCAGGCUCUACUUGAUACUUUGAAGGACAUGGAUGAUAUGGAUGCUGAACUGUUUGGGACAAAGAAGAAGCCAAGCUCUGCUCCUGGACUGAGUGGUCCAGGAAACAAUGGACGUGGUAAAUUAAGAGAAAGUCUUCCAGUAGACAGCAAGACCAGUGGACCAGCUACAAGUGUGACCAUUGGGCAGAAUGUUUCAGUUGAUUCAGGCAAUGAAGAGAGGAAGUCUAGCUCAGCCCCAGCAGGAACAGACAGGUCCAAAAAGUCAGCCUUGGAUGCUCAUGUAUCCCUUGCCGCUGCCCCAAAAAAGCAGGAUGAUGUGUUUUUUGAUGAUGAUGGAGAUGAUCUUAUGGAUGCCCUUGGUUUUGGAGACUCUCCAAAACGGAGCAACACCCUUCAGGAGAAGAAGACUGAGGUGGCCUCUACGUUGUCAGCACGAUCAGGUCUGGAUGAGAUUCUUGGGCGUGGCACUGCACCCAGGCUGCUGGAGCGACCACUGACUGGGGAGAGGAAGGGGGCUCAGCUUGAACGAAUCAGUCCAGCAGGGGAUGAAAUAGUGGAGGACAACUUCACAUUAAAUGCUCAUCAGCCAGCAACCACAGAGGGCCGUGUGACCCGCAGACCACUUGUGAGGUUUUCAGAGGAAGACCUUAAUGGCUCCUCACUAGAGAGGAAGUCUAAGUCUGCCCCAUCUGUGACAUCGUCCUCUGCGCGUUCCAACAAGCCUGCAGCUGAUUGGCUGGGACUAAAGGAUGAGGAACCUGUGGAUGAACUUUUAGAAGUGGAUAGUGUGGCCCCCCGACCAGUACCCUCCAGCUCUUCUCAAACAGGCAGCCGUCCACCAUCAGGAACAAAAUCAGCAAACACUCCAAGUUCACCACAGUUACGUCCCAAGUCAGAAACCACCAAAGAGGAAGAAGUGGACUGGCUGUCUAGAGUGCUGUCUGAAAAGAAGCAGCAAUCGACAGAAAAAACCUCGGAAAAGAGUCUGGAAGUAGAUAGUCAAGAAACUAGUCAAGACGGUCCUGUGGACACAUUUGUGAGCAAACCAGCCACUCCUCCUCUAGGCCGUCGAAGAUCUCCUUACACAGAACGGAUCCCAGAGGAGCUGCCCUUCAAGAGUAAGGAUGCUACUGGUUCAGCAGCUCGCCAAGAAGAGUCUUCCACCCAAGUGACAUCCUCUGCUGUGUCUCAGGCUGGUAAUGUGGACAUCUAUAAGACCGGGUCUGCCCAAAAGUCUGGAGAUGGCCGCGUGAGUGUUAUGCCCAUACAGGGUCCCAGUAGACGAGUGAUGGGAGAACUAGAGAAGCAGCUGGAAGACAGAGAAAUGGAGCUGCUUGCUGGAAAGCAAGCCUUCCAGACACGCAUCCUAGAGCUGGAGUGCCAGGUACGCAAACUGGAAUUGGAAAGAAACCAAGCUCAGUCUCUUGUAGAAAGUCUGCAGCAAAGACAGCAGCAGGACCUGGAGCUGAUUGAGGGCACCCACAGGACCCGUGUUAAAAUGUUAGAGGAUUCAUUCCAACAGCGGGAAGCAAGACUGAGGCAGGAAAAUGAGGAUCUCCUGGACCGUAUUGGCAGUCUUACUCGUAGUAGGGAGCAGGACCGAGCAGACUUGCAAGCCCAGUUCCAGCGAAGGAUUGCUGAAGUGCAGCAGGAGAGAGAUAAAGAAGUUGAACGACUGCGAGACUUGCAGAGGAGGUCUGUGUUGGAGAUGAAGGCAGACUAUGAGAAUCAGCUGCAGCAUCUUAAGUGGCUUAAAGAGCAGGAGAUUGAUGCAGUUACCAGUGCCAGCUCUCAAACAAGAUCUCUGGCGGGCGUCAUUGAACAGAUGGAGGCCUUCACCCGGAAGUUGGGGGAUCUGUCCCUACGAGUGGAGAGCACCCAUGAGCAGACUGCACAGGGACUUGAGUUGGGAGCCAGACACAGGGAGGAGCAACUAAGAGUCCUGCAGGAACAGCUGAGCCAACAGCAGCGUGACAUGGAAGAGGAGCGAAGCCGCCUGCAGGCUAUCAUCAGCAAGAUGGAAAACAGACUGACUGAACAGCAGCGUCUUCUAGAAAAGGAGCGUUGGCGACUGGCAGGUGAACAAGCCAAAGUGGAGUCUUUGCAGACAUCCAUACAGGAGGAGAGGAAGCUGUUGACUCAACAGCUGGCAAUGGAGCGUGAGGAACUGGAAAAGGCCAAGAGCUCUUUUCUGGAAGAGCAACAGGUGGCUUUGCUGCGCUGCUCUGAAGAACGCAGACAGGUGGCAACUGAGUGGGCAGAGUACCACAAACGAGACAGAAUCCAAAAAGAGCGGGCAACACAGCAGGUCAGCCAAGAACAGGAGAGGGAUGCACAUAGAGAAGAAUCUCUAAUCGCCAUGGCACAGGAACAAGCGGAGCUGAAGAUAAAGGCCGGUGAGCUGAAAGUCCGUGAGGAGACCCUGCAUCGUGAACGAGAAGCGCUUGAAAAAGAGAAGCAAGAGCUCCAGCGUGAGAAGGAAAGGGUGAAUGGGGGAGCACUGCAGGUGCGGCAGAGGGCGGAGGAAAUCGAGUCUUUCAGCAAGCUGGCAUCAGAGAAAUAUGCGGAGGGGGAGCACGCACUACAUGAAGCCAGGAGGGUGGCCUCCGAGCACCAGGCUCGCCUCGCACGUAUCCACCACCAAAUGGAACGUCUACGCCAGCAGGAGCAGCACUUGCACCAGGAGCGCUUAAGACUUGCAGAGCAGCGCAGGGAGGCACAGUGGCUGAGAAAGGAAAUCCCAGGCUCCACACAUGCAGCAUCAAAUCCUCCAGCUUUCACCAGCCUCUCAUCCCAGCUAACCAGCACUCCUCUCUUACAACCACCGCCAGCACUUGAGACUUCUGCACCCGAGUUACAAGCCCAGCUGCUGCUCCUCAGUCACAUGGCAGCCAAGGACCGGGAAUUUCUAGAGGAGGAGCAGCUUUUCCUGGAAACUCUGAAGCGAAAUCCUUAUAGAUCCCUUUCACAAACUACAUGACUAAUAUUGUAGCAAGAUGCUUUCAUUA